Messenger RNA from Penicillium brevicompactum, 360 nucleotides. Its product is annotated as rhodopsin family protein. The transcript is spliced from 7 exons. Lineage: Eukaryota; Fungi; Ascomycota; Eurotiomycetes; Eurotiales; Aspergillaceae. Bases 1 to 360 code for a protein of 119 amino acids. The record is from RefSeq and is a predicted model, not a curated record.
AUGGCUUUCUGUAUCACUUUCGGAACACAUGAGUUCUCUUCUCAGCUCGAAGGCUAUGAGAAUGUUCGCGCGUACUGCUACAACUGCCAACAUUGGAAUGGCCAUUGUAUCACCCGGUGGCCUUUCUUUACCGUUUGCUUCAUUCCCUUGAUUCCCCUCUCUUUCCACAAGUACCAGGAGGUCAUCUGCCACACAUGUCGCGUCUCUCAAGAUCUACGUGACCGACCGGACAUCACACCGGAAACGAGGCCCCCAGCAGGUAUGCAAUAUGGCAUCCAGCCGCCUCCUGGCGCCCAAUGGCAACAACAGCCUAUCCAACAGCCACCCCCUCAAGCGCAGGGAGGCCUGGGGUACAAAUGA